AUGGACCACUGCAAGAUGUCGUUCCAGGAAGUCCCUGAACCAUUAGCCUCUGGCAUAUCUACAAAUGAAGUAAAUUAUAGAGAAUAUGAAAAUGUGGAAGAGUUAAAACUAUCACGAUGUAAAAUGACAAGAAUACCCACCACAUCCAAAGGAACAAAGUACACACAGGAAACUAAAUUGGAAACCAUCCCAGCAACUCCAUUAGCAAAGCCAAUUCGUGUUGCUUCAGGCAUAUUCAGACCUUCUGUAUAUUUGAGAGUCAUAUCCUUUGACAUCUCAAGUGAAGUCAAAGCCAGAACUCGACCAGGCAAUGAUCCAAUAGCCGAUGUGCCAAAGCCUCUAAAAAUACCGGGAAAACCGUCAUUUCGAAUAAUGUAUCUGAAAACAGAUAACCCACUUUGGGAGAUUCCCGAUCCUGCUACUUGCAUUCUCGUUUUCACAACUGCUGUAGGGUGUAUUAAUGCUGACUGGACAGUGAAGAGAAUAGCUCCAAUGACAUGA
Striga asiatica is the source of this 501-nucleotide messenger RNA. The record is from the annotation of a GenBank genome assembly. NCBI's taxonomy places the organism in Eukaryota, Viridiplantae, Streptophyta, Magnoliopsida, Lamiales, Orobanchaceae.